UUUGGGAAUCACAGGAUCUGCUGCUACUGAACUCAAUACAAAGAUGUUUUUUCAAAUCUUUCUACAUUUUGUCAGCAAACUUUCUACCAUUGUAACUGGUUUCCUUUCUGUGAUAGUACACUGGAUUCCAGUGUUGAAGAAGUACGUGGAAAAUACUCAUGAGAAAAAAGUGAUUUUCAGUAAGCGGAAGAGCCUUCCGUGUAUUGCAUCACUUUUAACCACGGUGGAGGAGACUCCGCAGAUCAUCUCUGCUCGAGUCCGGGGACAUUUUCCUAAGUGGCUCAAUGGCAGUCUACUUCGAAUUGGACCUGGGAAGUUCGAGUAUGGGAAGGAUAAGUACAAUCACUGGUUUGAUGGAAUGGCUUUACUUCACCAGUUCAAGGUGGAGAAGGGCACAGUGACAUACAGGAGCAAGUUUCUACAGAGUGAUACAUAUAAGGCCAACAGUGUUCAUGACCGAAUUGUGAUCUCAGAAUUUGGCACAUUGGCUCUCCCUGAUCCAUGCAAGAAUGUUUUUGAACGUUUCAUGUCAAAAUUUGAACCGCCUGCAAUUACUGACAACACCAAUGUCAACUACGUGCAGUACAAGGGUGAUUAUUACAUUAGUACGGAAACCAACUUCAUGAAUAAAGUGGACAUUGAAACCCUGGAAAAAACAGAAAAGGUAGACUGGAGCAAAUUUAUUGCUGUGAAUGGAGCAACUGCACAUCCUCAUUAUGAAAAAGAUGGAACAGCAUACAACAUGGGGAAUUCCUAUGGGCAACAUGGUUCUUGCUAUAAUGUUAUUCGGGUUCCUCCAGAGAAAGUAGACCUUGGGGAGACAAUCCAUGGAGCCCAGGUGAUAUGUUCUAUUGCUUCUGCAGAGAGGAUGAAACCUUCUUACUACCACAGCUUUGGAAUGACAAGGAACUACAUUGUCUUCAUUGAACAGCCUCUAAAGAUGAAUCUGUGGAAAAUCAUCACUUCUAAAAUUCGGGGAAAGGCCUUUUCAGAUGGAAUAAGCUGGGAACCCCAGUAUAAUACACGGUUCCAUGUGGUGGAGAAGCACACUGGUCAGCUUCUUCCAGGGAUGUACUACAGUAAACCUUUUGUUACUUUUCACCAAAUCAAUGCCUUUGAGGACCAGGGCUGUGUCGUAAUUGAUUUGUGCUGUCAGGAUGAUGGAAGAAGCCUAGAAGUUUACCAACUACAGAAUCUUCGGAAAACUGGGAAAGAGCUUGAUCAGGUCUAUAAUUCAGUAGCCAGAUCUUUCCCUCGAAGGUUUGUUUUGCCCUUACAUGUCAGUUUGAAUGCCCCUGAGGGAGAGAACCUCAGCCCGUUGUCCUAUUCUUCAGCCAGUGCUGUGAAACAGGCUGAUGGAAAGAUUUGGUGCUUUUAUGAAAAGCUAUAUCCUGAGGAGCUAGAAGAGGAAGGAGGUGUUGAAUUUCCCCAGAUCAACUAUGGCCAGUUCAGUGGCAAAAAGUAUCAGUUCUUCUAUGGCUGUGGCUUUCGGCAUUUGGUGGGCGAUUCUCUGAUCAAGGUUGACGUGGUGAACAAGACACUGACGGUUUGGAGAGAAGAUGGCUUUUAUCCCUCAGAACCUGUUUUUGUUCCAGUACCAGGAACCAAUGAAGAAGAUGGUGGGGUUAUUCUUUCUGUGGUGAUCACUCCCAACCAGAAUGAAAGAAAUUUUCUCCUAGUCUUGGAUGCCAAGAACUUUGAAGAACUGGGCCGAGCAGAGGUGCCUGUGCAAAUGCCUUAUGGGUUCCAUGGCACCUUCGUGACCAUCUGAUGGAACAUCCACAAGGUCUGGGAACUAGGUUUUAAAUGAAUGUGCUCUGUACAAAAGAGAGAGCAAAGGUGCACCUUACCUUCUAAACCAUAGACACCUGGUUUUAAAGUUUCUACUAAAAAUGGAAUUCAUGAGACAAUUGUGGUUUUAUAUUUUCUUAGGGAUCAUCCUUGAAAACAUUAAGCAAGUGUUGAUACAACCUUUUGAAGAGAGUUUUAAAUUUAUAUUUACUGGAUAUACUUAUAGGCAAUAAGAAACAUGAAAGAAAAACUAGACCUGAUUAUCACCACCAGAUAAGUGGGUGACAGAGGUUCCCACACUUGGGAGAAGAAAUACAGAUAACCAUAGCUAGUAGAAUACGAAUAUAGGUCUGAAAAGCCCCUUGUUUUUUCCAUUACAGCCUGCCUGUUGCUGCUGGUCCUAAGGUACUCACAGAGGAUGUCAUGCUUGGAGGCUCCUUCUAAACUGGCUAUUUCUCUGCUGUCCAGAGCAGAUGCCAGUGAAGUUGAACCACCAAGUACCACCUCCUACCCUGCCCCCAACUCAGCCUUGGGAGGCUGUUGUUUUGAGGGAUGUUGUUAAAAUCAGGCAUUCUUUUCCUAAUCUCCAGGUGUCUAGUUCUCCAGAGAACGAUGAAAAGUUGGUAGUUCUUACCAUACGACUCAGCAAUCCCACUACUGGGCAUACACCCUGAGAAAACCAUAAUUCAAAAAGACUCAUGUACCAAAAUGUUCAUUGCAGCUCUAUUUACAAUAGCAAGGACAUGGAAGCAACCUAAGUGUCCAUCGACAGAUGAAUGGAUAAAGAAGAUGUGGCACAUAUAUACAAUGGAAUAUUACUCAGCCGUAAAAAGAAAUGAAAUUGAGCUAUUUGUAGUGAGGUGGAUGGACCUAGAGUCUGUCAUACAGAGUGAAGUAAGUCAGAAACGGAAAAACAAAUACCAUAUGCUAACACAUUUAUGUGGAAUCUAAGAAAAAAAAAAAGAUCGUGAGGAACCUAGGGGUAAGAUGGGAAUAAAGACACAGACCUACUAGAGAAUGGACUUGAGGACACGGGGAGGGGGAAGGGUAAGCUGUGACAAAGUGAGAGAGUGGCAUGGACAUAUACACACUACCAUAUGUAAAAUAGAUAGCUAGUGGGAAGCAGCCGCAUAGCACAGGGAGAUCAGCUUGGUGCUUUGUGACCACCU
This is a messenger RNA of Mesoplodon densirostris (Blainville's beaked whale), 2960 nucleotides long. It is a transcript of the gene BCO2, whose product is annotated as beta-carotene oxygenase 2. The record is from RefSeq and is a predicted model, not a curated record. Lineage: Eukaryota; Metazoa; Chordata; Mammalia; Artiodactyla; Ziphiidae. Gene Ontology annotation, biological process: carotene catabolic process; retinal metabolic process. The transcript has 12 exons. Gene Ontology annotation, molecular function: beta-carotene 15,15'-dioxygenase activity; carotenoid dioxygenase activity. Gene Ontology annotation, cellular component: mitochondrion. The coding region runs from base 44 to 1771 and encodes 575 amino acids.